GAGUCGCACGUUCGGUUAAUACAUUGGACGUUUUUCCAGCCCGCUAUGAGGAAAGAAUCAGGGUGCUGCGCGCCACAGGAGAAGAGUUUCUCAAGUCCUUCCUGCGUGCUCGCUUACGCAGGAUAGAAGAAGAAGAAACUGAAGAAGAGACGCAGUCUUAAGGUUCGUGGUCACCGAGAAAGCCUUUCGCAGCAGAAGGACUACGAUGAAUCACGAGAAGAGAAAGCACCAGCCCAAGGGCAGAGACAAGAAGGUUCGAAGAGGAAGCAUACCGUCCCUCGCCUCACCGCAAAAUUUGGCGGCAGAUGCCAACGACGACGUGGAGCCGUCGCCCUGUGCAGCCGUUCGGAAGGAGCACGACUUCGGAAGAAACCGUGUGCCCUCCGACCACAGCGCGGCCUCCGUCAUGACGAUUCUGCCGCACAGCUUACGCAAAGCCCGUUCCAAGAGGCGUUCGAAACCCAAGUGCAGACUUUCCCCAGGAACAGCGUUCAAGUCCGCAGCAGAAGACGCAGGUGGCGUCGCUAGCUUACCAGAACGGAAGUUCUCGGACGCCGUCGACCCCACUCUCUCGCCUUCAAGCCCCGUCUCUUCGGAGGAGAGGCGUUCGACUCUGGAACACAACGAAGAUCCCGUGGGCAGGCUCAGUUCCUCCUCUCCGUCAGAAGCACCAGAAACCGGCCGCGAGAAAGGGCCAGAAAGCCAAUCCGAGGAACAAAAGAUCGACACCACUGAAGACGAGAGGAUCCAAUCAGACCCCCGCCGACGUGACUCCGACCAGGGCACGUCUGUGGUCGUCAAAGAUGCAAUGGCUAUUCCCACGGACGAGAGCCCGACCUCCGCAGGAUCAAUAAGCGAAUGUGGGAACCCGCCACCUGCUUCAAUGCAGAACAUUCCCAAGCGUGAAGACGUUUGCUCUGAGAGGCCCCAUUCGCGCAACCUUGGUGAAGCGACGUGGAACCUAGGCUUAGAUGUAGAUCCCAAGGGAGAGCACGAAGCCCUUGCCUAUAAUGAGGAUGAGCUCCCUCCUACGCUAGGCAUCGACAUGUUCGGGAAGACGUUCUUCGCGGAGCUAGCGACACCUUCUCCUGAGAUCAUGUCGUCCGGCCCGUCCAGGCUCAGGUCUCUGGGACAGUCCUGGAUCUCGCAAGUGAACCGAGAUUUGACAGAUGUCUCAUCCCCGCAGAAAAACACGGUGUUGACGGUGCUAAAACAAGAGAUGGCAAGAGAAGGUUCAGAGUAUGCCAAAACUAUGGAAACGACCUCCGGGGGUGGCGCCAAGGGGCCACAGUGCUCAAGCCUAAUGACUGAGAUCACCUGGGCCUUAGGUGAGGAAAAGGAGCCACGGGAUGCCAUCGAUGUUUUCGCUUUGCCGCCGUCUUCCCCCUGGCCGACGAAGCCAAAAGCACCAACCUUGCGUUUUGAUGCACCUGCUGUUGGCGAAAAGUUUUCCAGCGUCGAUGACGUCCCGCAUGCUCCAGGAGCUGUAUGGACACUCCGUUCCGAGAAUCCCGUAUCAAUAGGACCCGCAAGGCCUACGCAGAAGCCCCCAGAAAGCAAGGCGCAGGUGCAUCUCCUCGUGUCCGCGUUGUGCAUACCAUUUCUUCUCGUCGUGUCUCUUCUCAUCGCCGUGAUCUUUUCGAGAAGGCCCACCCGUUCGCCCGCACCCCCUAAGACCGGUCUGAUUCAGGAGCUGGUCAAGUACUGCGGGGGAAGUAAGGCUUGCAGUCGCGCUGUGGACGCCAUUGCAGAUACAGCAGACCUUGCGACAGACCCUUGCGUUGACUUCUACCAGUUCGCGUGCGGCCGGUGGCGGGCUUGGAACCAGCAAAGACCUGGCUACCGCCGCGAAAGCGAAGAAAACUACACUCUAAGUAUCCGGAAAGCGCUGCUGAGCCUCCUUGAUGACGACUACGGGCGGCGGAGUGUUGACGUUAACAGCGGAGAGGCCAGGAACAUGGCGGCAUUCUAUGAUAGCUGUCACAAAUUCCUCGGUGCAGGUGCUCGAGUUGCACCCGUGACAGACGUCCUCGCCACGAUGGGCUUCAACGCGUCAUCCGACGGACACGACACCACCUCGAUCAGAACCAUUCAAGACUUGCUGGACUUCAUCGUCAACCGCAGCCUGAACAACGGCCUAGCGUCGGUCGUAUCAGUGACCUUAAGGCGGCGCACGAUAUCUCUGGACGCGGGGCAAACGCUUCAUUCGACGUUGGGAGACGAUCACGUCUUGGAAUUUCUGACCGCGACCCUCGGAGACAAUGGUCUCGCAAACGAUGAAUGCAACGUCCAUGGUCUGUACCACCUCGAUGGCGAAAUUCACAGCCGCCGGGCGCUGUAUAAUCUGUCUGUACCAUUUGACAGGACUCCCCUUAGAUACGUGGAACCGCCAAUGGAGGGAGUCAGCUGGGUCGACGCUCUGAACAGGGCUUCACCUGAAAGGCCUGUGCGGUACUCACUACAAAGUCCUGUGGAGUCUCGUGGGAUGGCGUACGUUCAAGAGGCCGUGACUCUUCUAUCCCGCACCACGCUGGAACAGGCUCGUGUCUACGCGUCGGCUGUUUUGUUGGCGCAAGUCAUUAAGUACGUUUACCUUAUUCGAGGCCAGGCUCGGUCCGAGGGAAUCGCUACGUGCCUUGAAAUCACUGGCAGCUACUUUAAAGACCUGUUGCCCUAUUGGAUUAGUGCAACGUUUGGGUCACCCGAAGCUGCCCAGUCCUUCGUGGAUAUGGUGAAACGCAUCCAAGACGCUACCCUGGGAACGUGUGCCUCUUUUAUGAAAAUAGGUAUCGACUGCAGGAACCUCUCUAAACUCGACGUGUCGUUUAUUGGCUCAGCCGAAAGCUUCACCGCUCUCCAAAAGCAUCCGCGCGCCGUAUCGUCGGUGGCCCCCUACGGCGAGCACUUCCUGGUGAACGUGGUCCGGGCGAGUCGGGACCACGUUGGCACGGACUACGAGGACGGCGCCGUCCAACGUCAACUCCACGGCCGGCUCGUCUUUCCCGAACACGGUGCUAGAAGCCGACUCAUUGCCGUACCGGCAAACUUUCUCGUGCCGGACGCCUUCGUUGGUGACGGCUCGCUGCCGUUCCUGGACUACGCGACCGUCGGUGUGCGACUGCUGCUCGACUGGAUUGAGACACAGUUCACCGAAAACGCAGCCAUGGAGUACGCGUCCACCCUUAAUGUUACAGUCCCUUGCGUGCGCGACGCCGCUCGUGCAAUUUUCGGCAGGAAGGUCGGCGAAGAAGAGGCGCGGCAUCUGGUCUUCGCCGACUGGGCUUUGGAUGUGGUGUUAACGGCGGCCAAGUGGGACUUCGUCUCCAACACAGGCAACGCUUCGUCGAAUACAGCUCAAUUAGCGUCGGUAAUGAAAGCGAGUCGUCAGCUAUUUUACCUUCGCUUCUGCCACACGCUGUGCGGUGAACUAAGUGCUCUGGCGAGCGCUUGCCGCUACAGAGCCUCAUACAGUAAGGACUUUGCUUUCGCUUUUAGCUGUCGUGAACCAGCGUCGUUGCAGUGUUAGUGCAACGUGAAACUUCGUUUACUUUUCCGGCCACAGGCAUUCCCGAUGUUCUUGCUUGCGAGUU
Molecule: messenger RNA, 3590 nt
Organism: Dermacentor silvarum
Lineage: Eukaryota; Metazoa; Arthropoda; Arachnida; Ixodida; Ixodidae
Exons: 4
Coding region: 206-3526 (1106 amino acids)
Biological process (GO): protein processing
Cellular component (GO): plasma membrane
Molecular function (GO): metalloendopeptidase activity
Source: RefSeq, a predicted model, not a curated record